Seminavis robusta is the source of this 261-nucleotide messenger RNA. NCBI's taxonomy places the organism in Eukaryota, Bacillariophyta, Bacillariophyceae, Naviculales, Naviculaceae. The record is from the annotation of a GenBank genome assembly.
AUGAAGUCCUUUGCCGUUGUUUCCGCUUUGUGCCUGAGUGCUCAAUCCGUCGUUGGAUUCGCCCCUCUCACUACUGCCAAUGUCGUCAAGUCGUCGGCUCUCUUUGAGGCUUCCAGUGGCCGAUCGUCGCAAUACGUCGAUGAAAUCAACAAGUUUAGUGAAACAGCCGUGGCCACUUACGAAGAACAACGCAGGGAAUUGGAGGACAUUUCCGCCAUGCUAACCACCAUUCGAGAACAAUGUGAGAAUCAAGAAAACUAA